This is a messenger RNA of Chenopodium quinoa (quinoa), 2084 nucleotides long. Its product is annotated as serine carboxypeptidase-like 45. Gene Ontology annotation, cellular component: vacuole. NCBI's taxonomy places the organism in Eukaryota, Viridiplantae, Streptophyta, Magnoliopsida, Caryophyllales, Amaranthaceae. Bases 1 to 1749 code for a protein of 582 amino acids. Gene Ontology annotation, molecular function: serine-type carboxypeptidase activity. The record is from RefSeq and is a predicted model, not a curated record. The transcript has 11 exons. Gene Ontology annotation, biological process: proteolysis.
AUGACAUCCAAACGUUUUCGGGUAGAGUCAUCGAGGUCAGAAGGCGCGAGAAACAGUGUUGUCUAUAUGGUCCAAGACGUUGAAGGCACAAGCAUGGAUUUGGAAAAGUUCCACCCAUGUAGCGUAUUGGCUUUCUUCUUGAUCAAGAGUAAUAGGCAUGAGAUUCUUGAUGUUCGAAACAGCAAAGGCCGGGUGAAAGGUUAUAGAUGGGGGAGGAGGAGGUGGAGUUUCACCAUCACUGAACCACACUAUAAAAAUCAACCAAAAUUUCAUUUGACUAGUAGUAUUACCUUAUCACAAUAUUCUACUACAAAACAUAAUAAAUACUUUUUUUUUCUUAGUUUUUUUCACAAGUGUAGCAAAAUGUUGUCUUUCACAAAAGUCAUAACCUUUGCAACCCUUUUAUUAUGCAACUUUGCAUUACAAGUAACUCCAUUAUCAUCUGAAGAUGAUAAAAUCACAAGCUUACCAGGGCAACCCCCUGUUAAUUUCCAGCAAUUUUCGGGUUAUAUUACCGUAGACGAAGUCAAAAAAAGAAAUCUUUUUUACUAUUUUGUUCAAGCUGAAACUAACCCUUCCUCCAAACCCCUUGUUCUUUGGCUCAAUGGAGGGCCAGGUUGUUCAUCUAUUGGAGCAGGAGCAUUCAGUGAACAUGGACCCUUUAGCCCAAGUGGAAAUGGAUUGAUUAAGAAUGAGUUCAGCUGGAAUAAAGAAGCAAAUAUGUUGUAUCUUGAAUCACCAGCAGGAGUUGGGUUUUCUUAUUCUGUAAAUAAAUCAUUUUAUAAUGGAGUUAAUGAUGAAAUGACAGCAAGAGAUAAUCUAGUAUUUCUUCAGAAAUUUCUAGCAAAAUACCCAGAAUACAAAAAUAGAGAUUUGUUCCUCACUGGAGAGAGCUAUGGAGGACAUUAUGUUCCACAACUUGCUAACCUCGUGCUAAAAUCAAGCCUCAAGUCAAAUUUGAAGGGAGUUGCUAUAGGAAAUCCACUGCUAGAGUUUAACAAUGACUUCAAUUCAAGGGCAGAAUAUCUUUGGUCUCAUGGACUAAUAUCUGAUGCAACAUAUGAGAUUUCUGAAAAAAUAUGCAAUUAUUCACAAAUUAGGAGACAAUCACAGAAAGGAUUUUUCUCCGCACCUUGCAAAUUGGUUAUUUCUCAAAUUAAUAGCGAGAUUGGCAAGUUUAUUGACUCGUACGAUGUCACUCUGGACGUAUGUUUGCAUUCAGUUUCUCAACAAGCUCAUGUCCUCAACCAAAUGAUGGAUGAAGAGAAAAUUGAUGUUUGUCUAGAUGAUGAAACAACCCAAUACCUGAAUAGGAAAGAUGUACAAAAGGCUAUGCAUGCACACCUUAUUGGGGUAACUCAAUGGGCUACUUGUAGCAAUGUGCUCAACUAUCACAUGGACGAUUUGGAGGUUCCUACUCUUCCACUACUUGGCACUUUCACUAAAAGUGGCGUUCGAGUUUUGAUUUACAGUGGUGAUCAGGAUUCGGUAGUACCAUUCAUCGGAUCUAGAACGCUUAUAAACGGAUUGGCAAAGGAGUUGGGACUAAACACUACUGUGCCUUAUAGAACUUGGCUAACAAAUAGACAGGUUGGUGGUUGGACGCAAGUAUAUGGUGACAUUCUUGCAUAUGCAACUAUAAGAGGAGCUUCCCAUGAAGCACCAUUGUCGCAACCUGCUCGAUCUCUCGUGCUCUUCCGCUCCUUCCUGGAUGGGAAGCCACUUCCAGAUGUCUCACUUGCUCAAUAAUCUAUGGAGUUUACGUACCAAAAAUUAUAAUCACUUAAUUUGAUUCGGCCAUACCCUCACAACAGAAAUUUCAGAAACCGCAUGGAUUGAUUUGGUUAUAAUCAAUUACACAAAAGUGCAUUAUACAAAAGUGCAUUGCUAAUUUACUCGUACAAUGCAAGAAAUUUCAAUGAUUUACGACUAUAUCAGAUACCAUUUUAUUACUGUUGGCACAUGUUGUGAUAACAUUCAACUGAACAAAACCAAGAUCAACCAAAUCUUCGAGUUUAUAAGCUAAACAAUUUACGUUUGUGAAACCAAGUCCAUGAAAUAAAAAUCUGAUAUACAAUCUGCUU